Messenger RNA from Necator americanus (New World hookworm), 4296 nucleotides. RefSeq lists its product as uncharacterized. Gene Ontology annotation, biological process: mRNA export from nucleus; mRNA processing. The coding region runs from base 1 to 4296 and encodes 1431 amino acids. Gene Ontology annotation, cellular component: THO complex part of transcription export complex. The transcript is spliced from 38 exons. The record is from RefSeq and is a predicted model, not a curated record. Lineage: Eukaryota; Metazoa; Nematoda; Chromadorea; Rhabditida; Ancylostomatidae. Gene Ontology annotation, molecular function: mRNA binding.
AUGUCAUCGAUAAAAGGAGAUGUUCAGUUAUCUGUCCUCGAUAUUUGUCAGAAAGUGAUUUCGCUGAACAUUACACCACAGGAUGCAUUUGCGAAACUGGAAGAGCUACGGUCUUCCACAAUUCUAUUACCGUCUUUACUGCUAGAUGUCCUUGUAGCAAUAGAAGGUGAUGCUCAAAACAGCGAGAAUAAGGAGAAAGCGGUCUCGAAAUUUUCUGAAUUUGUAGGCUUGAUUUCUGAUCAGAUUAUCCCUGCUGAUAUUCUGAAGAUUGAACUGGAUGUACUCGAGGCAGCUCUUCCAGCAAAUAAACAACAGCUUGUUCGUUUAAAAACGAGAUUGUAUUACAAGCAGGCCAAGUUCAACCUAUUACGGGAAGAAAGUGAAGGUUAUGCUAAGUUGAUAACAGAACUCAUGGAUGCGGGAGGAGGCAUCCCUGCGAAAACUAUGAUGACAAGAGUUCUCUGCUUGAUUGGACAGUUUAACCUUGAUCCAAAUCGAGUAACGGAUAUAGCCCUGGAGUGUUUUGAAUGUUGUGCUUCACAAAAACAGUUCUACAUAUCGCUGCUGAAGGAGAUCAAAGCAAACAAAGACUACCUAUGUACUCUUCUUGGUUUCAAAUAUACUUUUUACCAUGCUGCUGGAAAAGAAACACCUUUCUCACUCUACGUCAUAACAUCAUCGUUGAUACGAGAGGACAUGAUAGAUUUGAUGAAAAUCACGGCUUUUAUGAUCCCUAAGGCAGAGGGGAUCAAGGAGACUCAUCGUGCCCGUGCUGCAAAAGCUGGAGAGAGGGCUAGAAAAGCAGAAACGAUCCUGGCUUCGAACAUUCCUUUAGAAGCAUCACGUAGUGCUAAUGUAGAUGCUAUGGAUACUAGUCAGUCGAUCGUUGGUGUGUCAUUUGCAACGGUAGCUGCGAUUCAAGAAGCAGAUGAUGCGAAAUUAGCUGCGGAGUUGAACGAAGAAAAGGUUUUGUCAACGAACCAAAAACUUGGACUGGUCUGUGCUCUUAUCGAGGAUGGCGCUUGGUCCCUGGCAAAGGUUCUUAUAGAUCGCCUCCCCGAGUACUACGCAGUGCAGGCCAGCACCCGUGUGAGCAAUGCUAUUUCCGAUCUGAUUGGUCAGUCAAUAGAAAAGUUUUACAUGGAGAAAUGCUCCAACAAACUGGAAGGAUUGAAUUUGAAUGUCAAGCGUGAGCCUGUUAAUACUGCUGUGGACCCUGUUCGCUCAUGGACUGAUUUGGCGUCGCUAACAUCCAUUCUAUGGUAUGUAGGACCACGAUUAGCCUAUCGACCUUUAGUCAUGACGAAACUCGUCCGUCUGGUCACUGCUUUUUUUCGAGAACAACCUAAAGGACCGGAUGGUGCGCCCGCGGAUUCACCAGUCGCUCGCAUAAUGAUGGAUAUUAUUGAUGAAGUUAUUGUGCCCGGAUUGUCGCUUUCCGAUUACAAUACCGGUUUGUCGGAGGAAAUUUGGACAUUAUUACAGUUCUUUCCUUAUACGUUGCGCUAUCGGCUGUAUGGACAUUGGAAGUAUUGCAACACUAUCCGCCAUCCAGAAGUAAAUAUCGUCAGAGGCAAGGUACUUGGUCGAACAAAAUACGUGCUGAAGCGACUGUCGAAAGAGACAGUGCGAGUGAUGGGUCGACAGUUGGGAAAACUAUGUCACAUUCAUCCGAUCACAGUGUUCGAUUAUUUACUUAGCCAGGUCCAAACAUUCGACAACUUGAUACAACCCGUCGUUGAAAGUUUGAAGUUUCUCACAAACCUUGAGUUUGAUAUUUUGACAUAUUGUAUUAUUGAGCAACUGGCAAGUCCUGACAAGCAACAACUUAAAGCGUCAGAUGGAAAAUUGAGCCCAUGGUUACAGGCACUUGCAACUUUGGUGGGAGCCACCUACAAGAAAUACAAUGUGGAGCUAGCAGGCAUGUUGAACUACGUCAUGAAUCAGCUAAGGAACGAGAAGAGCUUUGAUCUACUUGUUCUUCGUGAGGUCAUACAGAAUAUGGCUUGCAUAGAAGGCGUAGCGGGAGCUACAUCGGACCAGUUAGAGGCAUUAGGUGGAGGCGAAAUACUUAGACAAGAGGCAGGAAGUUUCACCAACGCUAGGAAUAAGAGGGCUUCGGCAAGAUUACGUGAUGCUGUCAUGAUGGGCGAUACAGCUAUCGCACUAUGUAUUCUAAUAGCACAGCAAAGGGAAUGCGUAGUCUAUAGGGAAAGUUCUCGCCUUCCUUUAAAGUUAAUCGGCGAAAUGGUCGAUCAAUGUCGUGACACUUUAUUACAACUCGGCACGUUUCUUCUGUCUAACGUUCGGCAAGAUGACUAUGCACAACGAAUCCCACCUGCUCAUAGUCUUGUUUUGGAUUACCACCUACGCAUCGAUGCAGCAAUGUACCUCACCCGGCCUACAUACCUUCCGAAGAUACAUUCUGCCUACGAUUCUGCAAAGCGUGCUAUGAAAACGGACAACGAAACGAAAAAAAUGGACGCCCAACAAAAGUUUGUUUUCUUCAAAUCAGCAUUUGAUGAUGUGAUCUCCAAGUUAAUCAAAGAACUCGAACCUUGUAUUCCUAAAUAUGUGUGCCGUGAUAUUCCUAUACGGCUUUUUGUCGUUUUCUGGAUAUUAUCAUCGUAUGAUAUCGAAGUGCCCACCACUGCAUAUGAAAGGGUCAUCGACAACAUUCGGAAACAAAUAAAAGAAGUUGCAGAAUCACCAGUUAUGAGCAAAUCCAAACGUCAGAAGGAGGAAGAGCGGUUACGUGGUCUUGAGAACAAGUUGAGGGAUGAAGAGAAGCGCCAAGCUGAGCAUGUUGCUCGAAUACGAGCAUGGUUUCAGAGCGUCAAAGAUGAUCUCUUUGAGGCUGGACGUGGUCAGCAAACAAGCGCCUUUAUUCAAACCUGUAUACUACCUCGAGUGUUGUUCUCCGAAUCAGAUGCGAUUUAUUCAGCGAAGCUUAUCAUCAUUCUGCACCAGCAAAGGAUUACGCUCUUCCAGUCAUUGGUGUUCAUAGACAAGCUGUUUAUCGAUGUGCUGCCGUUGAUAUGUGCACUAACGGAGAACGAAGCCAGUGCCAUGGGGACAUUCCUUCAAAUUUUGCUCAGUCACGCUCAGAGAUGGCACUCGGACAGUGCAAUUUUCGAAAAGGAGUGUGAAGGGUUUCCUGGAUUAGUCUCGAAAACACGACAAGAUAAAACAACGGAAAGUGUCAAUUACGAGAGUUUUAGACGGCUCUGCUUUAAAUGGCAGAUGCGAUUACACACUGCAUUCAACUCUGUACUAUCGGUGGAGAACAAUGAAUAUGUGCAAGUUAGGAAUUGCUUGGUGGUCAUGACAAAGAUGGCGCCAUGCUUCCCACUGCUGAAGGACUUGGUGGAAAGCGUUGAAAAAAUGGUGGAGAAGCUUCGUGACAGCGAAAAAGGGAAACGAGACGAGUUGUCGUUGAAAGCGGCCAGCUAUUUGGUGAGAUUAAAAAUGCGAAAUGUGACAAUAUAUGAAGGAUUGCAAUUCCACCGCCCUAUCGUUAAACACGCGUCGAAACUGGCUCCUGCAGCUGAUCGGAAGCGCAUUGCCACGGCGACGCUUCCUCUUGAUGCGAAAAAGAAAAUUAGAACAGAAAAACCUAAGCUGCCAGAGAAGAAGGAGCCGCAACUGAAAAUUCCUGAGCGAAAAGAGCCGCUAAAAGUCGAGAAACGCGAGAAGAAGGACGAGGUUCCACCAACGAAAGAUGUGAAGAAAGAAGUUCCAGAACGAGAAGAAGGCGAAGUUCCGCCGAGCCCUCCACAUAAAAAACCCCGAGCGCAAUCAGCUGACAAAUCGGCGAAUGGUGUCUCAAAAGAACGCAAAGAACCUGUUCCUGUCAAAGAAGUUAAGGAGGAAAAACGAGAGUCUAAGGAAAUAAAAGAGAAACGCGAAGAAGAUCGAAAGGAAAUAAGAACAAAAGAAAAGCGUGACCCAACACCGUCAAAGAAUGCAGAACCGGCUAAAGAACCAGAAACUCCAAGGAGAAAGGAACGGGGUCUUGAUGAUGAUGAAGUUGGACCAGCUCUUCCACCGUCAAUGAGGGAGGAACGGGCAGAUGACCGUAGUAAACGUGAUCAAAAAGCGCACAAGCGGUCUGCUAGAGAAGAGGAGCAGAAUGGGCAUUCAAAGGUACCACGUAAGGAGCGUGAACAGAUUGAAUCUAGACUAUCCCGUCCAGUGUCACAUGAGCGGAGAGGUCCAUCACCAACAAGUCGAGAAAAAGACAGACGAGAUGAGAAGAAGGAUCGAAGGAAGGAUAGUAAACCUGUUCGAAAAUAG